AUGGGAAAAGAUAACCUUGCUGACGCCAUUGUGCAGCCUGUGGCUGAUAAAAUAUCAGAAUUGACCUCGUCUGCUCCUCCUCCCAAGAAAGGAAUUACUCUUUACUCUCCUGAGUACUACGCAGCAUGUACUAUCGGAGGUAUCAUAGCUUGUGGGCCUACCCACUCAGCAGUGACUCCGCUUGAUUUGGUGAAAUGUCGUCGUCAGGUGGACGGAUCCCUUUAUAAAUCUAACAUCCAAGGAUGGAAAACCAUCAUGAGAACUCAGGGUGACUCCAUUUUCACUGGUAUUGGGGCUACCUUCGUGGGAUACUCAUUGCAAGGAGCAGGUAAGUAUGGAUUCUAUGAAUUCUUUAAGAAAACAUACGGGGAUUUCGUUGGACCAGAGAACUUUGCAAAAUAUAAAACCGGAGUGUUUUUGGCAGCUUCGGCAUCUGCGGAAUUUUUGGCUGAUUUAGCAUUAUGUCCUUUUGAAACAAUCAAGGUUAAGACCCAAACCACAAUUCCUCCAUAUGCAACGUCAGUUGCCGAUGGAUGGAAGAAAAUUACCGCUCAAGAAGGAAUUGCGGGUUUAUACAAGGGAAUUGGGCCACUUUGGGCCAGACAGAUUCCAUAUACUAUGGUUAAGUUUGCUUCUUUUGAGAAAACCGUUGAGCAGAUAUAUAAAUACCUUGGAAAGCCUGCCUCCUCCUACACUUCUUUGCAGCAGACAGGAGUUUCUUUCUUGGGAGGAUACAUUGCUGGUAUUUUCUGUGCUGUUGUGUCGCAUCCAGCAGAUGUGAUGGUGUCGAAGAUUAAUUCAGACAAGAAGGCCUCGGAGAGUUUGACACAGGCAUUGGGUCGGAUCUAUGGCAAGAUUGGGUUUGCUGGAGUCUGGAAUGGCUUGCCUGUGCGUAUUUUGAUGGUUGGUACAUUGACGGGAUUCCAGUGGUUGAUCUACGACUCGUUCAAGGUGUAUGUUGGCUUGCCCACCACAGGAGGACACUAA
This is a messenger RNA of Sungouiella intermedia, 987 nucleotides long. Lineage: Eukaryota; Fungi; Ascomycota; Pichiomycetes; Serinales; Metschnikowiaceae. The record is from the annotation of a GenBank genome assembly.